Cyprinus carpio (common carp) is the source of this 3225-nucleotide messenger RNA. RefSeq lists its product as uncharacterized. NCBI's taxonomy places the organism in Eukaryota, Metazoa, Chordata, Actinopteri, Cypriniformes, Cyprinidae. The record is from RefSeq and is a predicted model, not a curated record. Gene Ontology annotation, cellular component: cytoplasm. Gene Ontology annotation, molecular function: ubiquitin protein ligase binding.
CUCGGGUGCCAGAAUGUGAGCGCGUGAUGACCCUCCCUGCCUUCCGUACCAAACACACACACUCCGCUUUUUCUCGGUGUUUCGUGUGUGUGUGUGAGCUCACAGUAUUCAUCUGCUGUGGGUACAGAGGGAGGGACGGACAGAAACCUCGGCUGGUGACAGAAACCAAUCAGAGCGACACAUUACCGAAGACAUUGAUCGGGAUUUAUUUAUCUGACGCAAACCGCCAACAGUCUGUCAAACAAUAACCUUCAGAAACCCUAUCUAAACAUUAAGCGACGACGACAUGGCUGAUUUUACUAUUGACCAGAACAACCUGCCUGGCGUAAAAGAGGUGUGCCGGGACUUUGCUGUGCUAGAAGACCACUGUCUUGCUCACAACCUUCAGGAACAGGAAAUCGAGAGCCACCUGGCAUCCAACGUCAACAAGAGCCGUCUGGUGCAGCAGGACCUGCAGGUGGCCAAACGUCUGCAGGAGGAAGAGGACCUGCGGGCCAAAGCCCAGAGCCAGAGACAACAUCGCCGCAUUGAACGCAGCGACAAUGAAAUUGCUCAGGAGAUUCAAGAACAACUGGUCCGGCAGGCUGAGCAACAGCGGCAGCAGGAGGAGAAAGAUGAGGCCAUCGCCCGUAAGCUGCAGGAGCGAGAGAUGAAAGAGGAGAGAAAACGGCAAAAGCAGGUGGAAACAAACCCUGAGGAGUACUACGACGAUAAAGCCCCCCGAUUUCCACCGGACCUGCGAGAGCCGAAACCCUGUUCCACUUCUCCAGGUCACAGAAAAGGGAAGAAUCACGACUACAAUCAAAUUCUUUCCCCAUACAACUCUCCUGAGCUAGACAGAAAAAGAUAUCCCAAUAGCCAUAGUCGAUAUCCAGAAUAUGAGCCUAUUGAGUUGGGCCGAUCUAGGCAUCCUGAGAGUCCAAGCAAGGGAAGGGUCCCAGAGUACUGCUCACCUGAGCGACGACCGAAAGAUUAUUCAAGAGAGAGAAACAAGCCUCUCGAUCUUGAUUACACAGAACCACGUAGAAGAAAGAAGCAAGAUCAAUGGGACGACCUGGAGCCAGUGGUGCGCCGGAAGGAGAAACCUCCCAGAGAUUACUCUGCCGGCCGGGACGGGGUCUGGGAGGAGGAGAGGAUCAGGGAUCGAGAACGAGAAAGGGAUGGACGGAGAACCAAGGAAAGCUCGAGAGAUCGGAACCAGACAAGAAGUCAAGAUCGGCUGUUUAGUGGAGAUGCCAAGCAGGUUGACAGGGGCAGGAACGUGGACCGGGAGAUGGACCGAAAUGGCUAUGGACACGGUAGCAGAGACAGGCAAAGAGAACGAGGCAGAGAUGGGAACAGAGGGAGGCACAAAAGCAGGGACCGAGAACUGGACGAUUACGGUGUCGCCCCAACUAGAGGAUGGUCUGAUGAAAGCCUGGAGUGGGAGGAUCUCAGGAACAGGCCAAGGCUCCUGUCAGGUCCUAAUGAGGUGUUUGAGGAGCCCAUUCUCAGAGGCCUCCCAAAUGAGGGCCGGUCCCCUGGUCAUUCUCCCAGAGAGAGAGGUCGGAAGGUGCGGGGAGAAUUUGGCUUGAAGGAGGCAACACAUGGACUGGCCCACUUAGACCUACAAGACCAGGAGCUCAAAGACUUGGAGGUGGCACGCAGGCUGCAGGAAGAAGAAAUUAAGGCGAGUCAGUUAGACAGAAGAGCCGCUCAAGUUGCACAAGAUGAGGAAAUAGCCCGACGGCUGAUGGAGGAAGAGAAAAGGGAGUAUAAGAGAUCAAAAGAGAAGGAGAAACAAGUGAUGGAGAGAAGACGGCCUGAGCUGGAAUAUAAGCCAAUGCAAGAAGAAGUCGUCCGACCACGAACUCGAGAAGAGCCUCGCUUCAGAGAGGACGAGUACCAGAGAGCACGCAACCACAAACCUGCGAGGCCGCCUCCUCCUACACAGCACUACGAAAACAUAAACCCGAGCUACGUGUAUGCAGACAGCUCGUACUCCCCUCGCCCUCCGUCAAGACCAGAGGCGUACAAAGGUGCCCCCUACAGACCGUGACUACAAGCCUCCACUGCUGUCCAAUCAUGAGUCCGUUCAACCCUUUAUUUUGCGAAUCAAUAGAGGAGAAAGCAAUUAAAAAAUACUUUGAGGCUUUCGGCAGAAGCUACUGACACUUUAUUUUAAUUUUCCCUCUUCGAGUUUCUCAGUUCAUCGCAUCAGAUGAACCAAUGUCAUGUCUUCGUGUUGUGAAAGAGUCUUUUACCCUGGAGCUACGAACUACUGGGCGGUUCCUGUUUGCUUCUCAUGUUCUUGUCUUAUUGUGGAUGACCGGACAGGAAGGGAUCUACUGCACAGCUCUUAUGAACAUCCCUUUUCUCUUGGCAUCUAUAAAUGAAGUUUCGUCUUGAUUCCAUGUUGAGUUCAGGAUACAGCAGUUUUCCAGCAGUUUUUUUGUUUUUAUUUAAUGGAAAACAUGCUUGAAUUUAUAUACAGCACACGUUUGUGCUAUGUAUUUAUUGAUUUAUUUUCAGAGGAUAUAUUUUAUUUUAUUUUUUUGAUCCAUAUUUUAAAACGCUGAUUGUUUUACGCUUUCCUCAGUCGACAUGAAGAGACUGUUAGCAUACACUGGAAGAGAUCCAAUUUAUGGAGAUGCAAAAUUCCACUUAUCUCAACGUCUUAAGAAGCAGGUUCAGUCUUCGUAUCAGAUCUAAUAUCAAGGUGAGGCUGUCAGUGCUUCUUCAUUUUGCCUUCAUAUCAUUAAUGAGAGACUCUUUACUCACACUGAGGGCUUACGUACAGCUAGGGUUUGAGACGCUCAGUCUUCGGGUGCCUUUGUUUUUGUGAUAUUUCACCUGCAGUGUCUGUAGCGAUUCUCUCAUCUGCGACUGAUAUGCUCCAGUGUUCAAGUGCAUGCUGGCUGAAUGUGAACUCUGUGGGGUCUAUAUGAAUUUUGUCAUCUGGAAACAAAACAAACAAACAAAAAAAAUGGCCACAAACAUCUCUACUCCUCAUUUUUUAUUUUUAUAUAUUUUUAUGAUUUAUUUAUAAUUCAAUAAAAAUCUAAAAUACAAGUUAAGGCAUGUUAGUAGCAUUGCUGUUGGCACAGAUGUAAACAGUUUUCUUGCUUGCAUCAUCAUCAUAUGCAAUUCAUGUUAAUAUAUCAGUGUUCGGAUUUGCAGUGCUUAGCAUUUGAUGGCAAACUUACUUUAAGAAGGGACAUAACAACUGACCAGCAAAUAGAUCAA